This is a messenger RNA of Hydra vulgaris (swiftwater hydra), 1103 nucleotides long. RefSeq names its product thymidine kinase, cytosolic. Gene Ontology annotation, molecular function: thymidine kinase activity; ATP binding. Gene Ontology annotation, biological process: thymidine metabolic process. NCBI's taxonomy places the organism in Eukaryota, Metazoa, Cnidaria, Hydrozoa, Anthoathecata, Hydridae. The record is from RefSeq and is a predicted model, not a curated record.
GCUUUUGGGCAAAGAGUUUUUGCGCCAAGUCUAUUCAUGUAUUCAUGAGUUCAAAGUAUAUAUAAGUUUAUAUGUAUAUAUAUAUAUAUAAUAUAUAUGAAUAUAUAUUUGUGUUAAUUUUGUGCAACAAAGAAUGAGUCUUGAUAAACUUUUGAUUUACCGUCAACAUUCUUAUCCUCAUGUUAACAAUGGGCAAAUUCAGCUUAUCUUUGGUCCAAUGUUUUCUGGAAAAACAACUGAACUUCUGAGAAGAAUUACUCGUUACAGUUUUGCUCGUUACAAGUGUUUAUUAAUUAAAUAUGAAAAAGAUAUUCGUUAUAGCAACAAUGGUGUUUCCACACAUGACCAACGAGUUCAUGAAGCUGUUGCAUGCACUGUUCUUCGAGACGUUAAGCAUUUAACUAAAGAGUUUGAUGUUAUAGGUGUUGAUGAAGGGCAAUUUUACCCUGAUGUUGUACAAUUUUGUGAAGAGAUGGCUGGAAUGAAAAAAACUGUAAUAGUUGCAGCUCUUGAUGGAGAUUUUCAACGUAAGCCUUUUGGCAAUGUGAUUGAUCUAGUUCCGUUAGCUGAGAGUGUUAUCAAGUUGUCAGCAGUAUGUAUGUGUUGUUAUGGAGAAGCCUCGUUUACAAAACGGUUGGGCUCAGAUACUAAGGUAGAAAUUAUUGGUGGCGCUGAUAAAUAUAUGGCAGCUUGUAGAGGUUGUCACAAAAAACAAAUUGAUGUCGUUGAUUAUAUAAAUCUAAGUAAAGAAGAAAAUCGUCAGCCAUUAGCAAGUAUUGAUAAUCGUCAAUUGACGAGAGGUAUAUUUCGAACAAAAGAGUCUGUUGCAAUAAAUUCUACUAUGUAGUUGUUUUUUUUGUUUGUUUUUUUCUACUUUUUUCUUUGUAUAUAAAUCAAAUAAUAAAAAAUUUAAAUUGUAAGUUAAUUAUGCUAAACUAUGUAAUAAGUAGUUAAUAUAAAUAGAAUGUUGUAAAUUUUUAGUUAACGAUGUAAAAUAUCGAUGACAUUAUCAUAACGACGUUACGUAAAUUAUUGCUGAAGUAAAUGUUACGAUGUUAAAUGACUUAUCUACUGAUGUAUUCAGGGAUUAAGUUAUUUUAAAA